AAAGAAGAGAAAACUGCAUCAUUUGGUAUUGUUUGGUAUUAUGAUGAUGAGGAGGACACCUUACUGAUUCUCGAGGAAAGCCCACGAUCACUUGCGGCGAAGACAAAACUGCGAAAACUAGGAGAAAUUUCAUUCAUCGGAUUCAUCCUUGUCCCUCUUCACGGUAUUCUAGACUUAAACCGUCACAGCCCCAAAAACCCCAAAAUCUCAAGGCCAAAACCCUAGAUAUUUGUUAGAAGACCGCAAAUCUUGAAGGGGAAUCGGGGGGAGUGAAUGGAGAUUGAGGAGAACAAGAGGCAACAGUGUCGUUCUUCGGAGGAUGGAAGCGAGAGCGGCGACUACACGUCGGAGGACGAAGGGACGGAAGACUACAGGAGGGGAGGGUACCACGCGGUCCGAAUCGGCGACGCCUUCAAGAAUGGCCGCUACGUCGUCCAGAGCAAGCUUGGCUGGGGUCACUUCUCAACCGUCUGGCUCGCUUGGGACACCCAUUUCUCUCGAUACGUAGCUCUGAAAGUGCAAAAGAGUGCGCAGCAUUAUACUGAGGCGGCGAUGGAUGAGAUAACCAUCCUGAAACAGAUUGCUGAGGGCGACCCGGAUGAUAAAAAAUGCGUAGUGAAGCUUUUGGAUAACUUCAAGCAUUCGGGUCCUAACGGGCAGCAUGUUUGUAUGGUUUUUGAGUACUUGGGGGAUAAUCUUUUGACUCUUAUCAAGUAUACUAAUUACCGGGGUAUGCCCAUUAAUAGGGUGAAGGAUAUCUGUUUUCAUAUUUUGGUGGGGUUGGAUUACUUGCACAGACAGCUUUCUAUCAUACACACUGAUUUGAAACCAGAAAACAUAUUGCUAAUGGCAAUGAUAGACCCUGCUAAGGAUCCGAGAAAGUCAGGUGCUCCUCUAAUUCUUCCAAAUAGCAAGGAUAAGGCCGCAAUGGAGUGUGCGGCUGUGAAGGAAAACAAGACCUUAAAUGGGGAUUUGACUAGGAACCAGAAGAAAAAGAUUCGAAGAAAGGCAAAGCGAGCAGCUCAGGGCUGUGUGGAGAAGGAAGUUUCAGCCGAAGCUGAGGCAGAUCCAGAAUCAUCUGGUGCUGUAGAGUCUUCUCCUAAUGUGAAGUUGAAUGUGGGUUCUGUAGAAGACCAGCCUACUAGUUCUGUCAAUACAGAUAGAUUAUCAGAUGCUGAUGGAACAAAGGGCACUGGGCAAGGGAAUCACAGUGCCAAGCGUGGAAGCCGCUUGAAUAGGCAGAAGUUAUUGGCAUCAGUUGACCUCAAGUGCAAGUUGGUUGAUUUUGGGAAUGCAUGUUGGACAUACAAACAGUUCACGAAUGACAUUCAGACAAGACAGUAUAGGUGUCCAGAGGUGAUCCUCGGAUCUAAAUAUUCUACUUCAGCCGAUCUCUGGUCAUUUGCUUGCAUUUGUUUUGAGCUUGCAACUGGUGAUGUACUCUUUGAUCCCCAUACUGGCGACAACUUUGAUAGAGAUGAGGAAAGGGAAAGGGAAGGGAAGAGAAAUGGAGAGAUUUCCCUUAUCUCCAAGCCCACCAUGUGGCUCCUCCCUAUAAGGGAGGAGAUGAAGGGAAGUAUAUAUGUUUCUGUCCGAUCUUCUCUGGAAGUUGCAAAUAAUUAAUCCCAGGGUGCAGCUUUGUGGUCAAAUGUCGGGUUUGGGAUGAGUCUUAGAGAGUUAGACAUCUUGAGUCCAAUCCCGCACGUGGAGUUUCCCUGGAUUGAUGCAUGGUUUUGGCAGGUAAGGUCAUGUAUUCGAGAUUUAUUCCCCAGGGGUGGGUUUGAAAGAGCCCCGCCUUGGUGAGGUUCCAUGUGCUAAAUACCCCAACGAAUCUCUACAUGACUAAUAUCUCUUCAAUUGAGCAUAUUUAUAUAUGGUAAAAUGGCAGAACUGUCAGUUACUUGUCACGUGAUAAGCAGACAUGUCAUCAUAGAUGCUGCUUACAUAACCUAAAAGCUAUUUGAGCCAUAUGUUGCAUUAUUUGUCUUGAUUGGAGUCAUUUGAAUGAUGAAAGAACAGUUUAUUUCCAUCGUAAUUUCUAGUUUAUUGAAGGGAAAAAGAAGCAGUUCAGUUUCUUGC
Messenger RNA from Juglans regia (Persian walnut), 2079 nucleotides. RefSeq names its product serine/threonine-protein kinase SRPK-like. Gene Ontology annotation, biological process: protein phosphorylation; spliceosomal complex assembly; regulation of mRNA processing. Bases 274 to 1623 code for a protein of 449 amino acids. Gene Ontology annotation, molecular function: protein kinase activity; ATP binding. The transcript is spliced from 3 exons. The record is from RefSeq and is a predicted model, not a curated record. NCBI's taxonomy places the organism in Eukaryota, Viridiplantae, Streptophyta, Magnoliopsida, Fagales, Juglandaceae.